This is a messenger RNA of Sycon ciliatum, 2271 nucleotides long. RefSeq lists its product as uncharacterized. Bases 1 to 2271 code for a protein of 756 amino acids. The transcript has a single exon. Gene Ontology annotation, molecular function: nucleic acid binding. The record is from RefSeq and is a predicted model, not a curated record. Gene Ontology annotation, biological process: DNA integration. Lineage: Eukaryota; Metazoa; Porifera; Calcarea; Leucosolenida; Sycettidae.
AUGGAAGGUCCGCCAAUGGAAAUUGAGCUACAGCAUGAUUCUAAGCCUUCCUGUGUGUACACUGCUCGACCAAUGCCGUAUGCGUUCCGUGAUCAGAUCAAGACUCAGCUCGACGGCAUGGUCAGCGACGGGAUUAUUGAACCAGUGACGGAGCCCAGUGAAUGGUGCCAUCCGAUUGUCAUAGUAGACAAGAAGGGCAGCACUGAGAAGCGCCUCACAGUUGACUUCAAGCGGCUGAACGACCAAGUCCGUCGUCCCGCGCAUCCCGUACAUACGGCACGUGACGUUGUCUCUGGAGUUGGCUCUGCUAAGUUCUUUACGAAGCUCGAUGCAAGGCACGGCUACUGGCAGAUUCCUCUCAGUGACACUGCUCAGGAAUUCACCACGUUCAUCACCCCGUACGGCAGAUAUCGUUAUCUACGGAACCCGCAGGGUCUAAUAUCUGCUGGGGAUGAGUUCAACCGGCGCACUGAUGCUGCGUUCUCUGCCAUCCCGCGUCUCGGCAAGGUAGUCGAUGAUUGCCUAGCGUACGACGACGACUUUCUGUCGCAUGUCAGCCACGUGCGCGAGAUUUUGCUCUGCGCCAGGGAGCAUGGUAUCACGUUCAGCCCCGCCAAGUUUGUGUUCGGUACGCAACGUGUCCAUUUCUGCGGCUACAACGUCACGCCUGAUGGCUGGGUCGUCGACGAUGAUAAGACGUCCGGUAUUCGCCAGUUUCCAGUACCCGCCAACAGAACUGAUCUCCGUUCGUUCCUCGGUCUAGUGAACCAAUGUGGCGAGUUCACUCCACAUCUAGCCGAGUUGACCAAUCCUCUGCGUGGCCUGCUCAAGACCUCCCGUGAGUUCAUGUGGGACGUUAGCCACACUGCAGCGUUUGAACGGACACAGGAAGCUCUCUUGUCUCCUCCGGUUCUCGCAUUCUAUCAAGUUGGUCAAGACCUCCGGCUUGAAACCGAUGCAUCCGCUCUAAGAGGUCUCGGAUUCGUGCUUUGGCAAAAGCAGAAUGAUCAGUGGCGUAUUAUUCAGUGUGGAUCCCGCUACCUGUCUGAUGCUGAAACACGUUAUGCUGUCAUCGAGUUGGAAAUGCUCGCUGUAGUAUGGGCCGUGCGCAAAUGCCGCAUCUACCUGUCUGGUGCGCCAUUUGAAGUCGUCACCGACCACAAGCCCCUGAUUCCGAUCAUCAACUCAUAUUCGUUGGAUCAGAUCGAGAACCCGCGUCUUCUACGAUUACGCCUCAAGCUCCAAGCCUAUCAGCUGCAGGCAUCUUGGCGAAAAGGUUCUGAAAAUGCCUUCGCCCAUGCGCUGUCCCGGAAUCCUGUUGGCAUUCCUUCCACCACUGAUGAGCUUGGUGAAGCCCCGUCGCUUCAUUGCCGCAGCAUUCAGAUCUGCAUGGUGUACUCGGACACUGAGCCGAAUGCGAAUCUCAAAGUUGCAGAGCUGCGGGAAGCUGCAGCUGCAGAUGCCACGUACCAGUCAUUGAUUGAGUGUAUCUUGACUGGAUUCCCUGAUCGCCAGCAGAAGUUGCCUGCUCCGUUACGUGCGUACUGGAAUGGACGUGAGCAUCUCUCCGUCGACCAUGGCAUUGUGUUGAAGGGCAACCGCAUUGUUGUUCCUGAAUCAUUGCGUGCUCAGGUAUUGCACAACCUCCACGCUUCACACCAAGGCCUAGUGCGUACUAAGUCUCGUGCGCGUCAGCUUGUAUACUGGUCCGGUUUCACCAAGGACAUUGAUACACUCGUUCGUUCUUGUCCUGCUUGUCGCGCACACCAGUCGUCCCAGCCAGCUGAGCCCCUGCUGAACGACCGCACCCCAACACUAUCGUUUGAAUGUGCAUCUGCCCAUUUGUUCACUUGUCAAGGUCACGACUUCCUUGUGUAUGCAGAUCGUUUGACCGGUUGGCCCUGUGUCGCGCGCACUGGCCGCAUCACCUCAUCGCAUGACGUGAUACUCGCAUUCCGUCGCUGGUUCUCUGAUGUUGGUGUUCCUGCUGUGCUGUGUACAGAUGGUGGUCCCCAGUUCUCCUCGCAUAAGUUUGCUGAGUUUUGUAAGCGCUGGCAGGUAAACCAUGUCAUGUCCUCUCCCCACUACCCACAGAGUAAUUGGCACGCCGAAGCUGCUGUCAAAGCCAUGAAGCGUCUUAUCACCAAGACAACCGUGAAUGGCAAUCUUGACACAGAUGACUUCCGCCGAGGGCUACUGGAAUGGCGAAACACAUCUGGCUCCUCUGGUCAGAGCCCCGCUGAGCUCCUAUAUGGCCGCUCUCUCCAGUAA